Messenger RNA from Pocillopora verrucosa, 789 nucleotides. RefSeq names its product zinc finger SWIM domain-containing protein 7-like. NCBI's taxonomy places the organism in Eukaryota, Metazoa, Cnidaria, Anthozoa, Scleractinia, Pocilloporidae. Gene Ontology annotation, cellular component: Shu complex. Gene Ontology annotation, molecular function: zinc ion binding. Gene Ontology annotation, biological process: double-strand break repair via homologous recombination. The record is from RefSeq and is a predicted model, not a curated record.
CAGCAAGAUAACCAUGGCGGACUAAGAGCUCGUCAGAGUUGUCAAACUCACAAUUAUUUCAUUUGAAUGGCUUUGUCACUUCGGCAUGUUGUAGAUCAACUAUUUUCCGAAGUUCGCCUAGCAAAAGAGGAGCAUGGUCAUCUGACAGAUGAAAUACUUUCCGCGUUACACUUUGUAUUCCACCAGCCACUGUUACAUGCUUUAGACUUGAUAGAUAGGAAGAACAUUACAAAGUUAACAACUCCUAGUGGAAGGGUUUUAUAUCAGGUUGUGGGUAGUUCUAACACACUCUACACCUGCCUUAUAUCUGGAGACUAUUGUACCUGCCCCUCUUACACUUUCACAGUGUUAGUCAAGAUGGAAUCACUUAUGUGCAAGCAUCUGUUGGCUGUACAUCUCGCUGAGGCCUUAGGAGAGUGCAAAAACCAAACCAUCACCAAUGAGGAUUUUGUUGCCCAUAUGUGUUAUGAUAGUGUUGUAGAUAAUAACAAGAACGAGGAACAUCUAUAGGAAAGAGAAACUGGACACCUGUUCCUCCACCAGUGGUCGGCGUUUUUCGCUUCACAGGAUCAAUUGCGAACAUUGUUGUUGAUCAUUAAAUAAGAGACGGACCUUUUUCCUCCUGCUUCUCAGCCUGGCGUUUGAAAAUUUUUAAUAUUUAAAGUAAAAAUUGGUCAUGAGAGGAUGUUAUUUGCUAUCCACCUAGUUUCUGGGUCUGUCUCCUUUGAGAAACUUGUCGAGAGGAUUUACAUCGGUAGAACUUAAUAAAUAAAUCACCUCCAAAUAGCA